This is a messenger RNA of Symbiodinium pilosum, 6117 nucleotides long. The record is from the annotation of a GenBank genome assembly. NCBI's taxonomy places the organism in Eukaryota, Dinophyceae, Suessiales, Symbiodiniaceae.
AUGGCUGCGUUUGCCUGGGCUUUAGUGCCCCUGUAUGACCUGUUCUGUGAAAUUACCGGCCUGAACGGUAAAACCGGCGGUCCCUAUACCUACGAUCCGGCGGCGACGUCGCCGGAUACCUCCCGUUUGGUCAAGGUGAAUUUCAUCACUAACACCAAUCAGGGCAUGGUGUGGGACUUCUGGUCAGAAAAAGGUGGUGUGCGUGUUCAUCCAGGUGAACUCAAAGAAGUUAACUUCUACGUCAGGAACACCACCGACAGGGUGAUGGUCGGCCAGGCGAUUCCUUCGCUGGUGCCGGUAUCAGCCACGCAGUACUUUCAUAAAACAGAAUGCUUUUGCUUUAACCAGCAAAUUUUGCAGCCCGGUGAAGAAAUGGUUAUGCCGAUGCGCUUCAUCGUAGGCCGGGAACUGCCGAAAAACGUGCAGUCCAUCAAUUUGAGUUACGCUCUUUUUGACAUCACUGAAGCCAUGGGUGAUGCCGUCGGAAUAUUGGAGAAUACAAUGGCAAAUGCUGAUACAGAUCAAUCGGUCUACUACGUACCCCACAGUGGUUGGUACCCGGUAGUACUCGCCGCGGGCCUGAUGCUAACGGUCACGGGCCUCGCGAGCUGGUUGAUUGAUACCAAAGCGGGUGAACCGCAUACCUGGACACAAAGCAUCAUUGGCUUUGCCAUGGUCUCUUUUGUUCUUUACUGCUGGUUCGGCAAAGUGAUUGCGGAAAAUCAGCAGGGUCUUGCCAACGAGCAGCUCAAGCGGAGCUACGUUUGGGGUAUGGGUUGGUUUAUUUUCUCCGAAGUCAUGUUUUUUGCAGCAUUUUUCGGCGCGCUGUUCUACACCCGCGGCAUUGUUGUGCCCUGGUUGGGUGGCGAGGGUGCAAAAGGCAUUGUAGGUGAUUACCUCUGGCCUGAAUUUGAUGCGACCUGGCCAGUCAUGAGCAAUCCUGAUGCAACAGCGUUCCCGGGGCCUGGUCAGAAUAUGCAGGCACCGUCUGUUUCCAGCUGGUAUGCCUAUCUGCCCUUCUGGAACACAGCAAUUCUUUUGUUUUCCAGUGUCACCAUUCACUGGGCCCACUCUGCAAUAAAAGCGAACAACCGCAAAAAGCUGAUUGGCUGGCUUGGCUUUACGGUACUCCUGGGCAUCAUUUUUGUUGGCCUGCAGAUUGAAGAAUACGUCAUUGCCUACACCGAGAUGGGUCUGACGCUGGCGUUAGUCGACUUGCGCAUCUGCUUCACUCUUUUCUUCCAGCAGUUGCUGCGUUGCGUUAUGCCACGGCGCGUUAGUGCCGAUACGCAACUGGUUUUUCUGGUCGACAACCAGAUUCUCAAUGGUAAAACCGGCGUGACCAGCUACCCGAGGUACCUUUGUUGCCCGGUCGAGUGGAACUGCUGGGUGUUGCGUGGCCCUAUACGGGUGUUGUCAGCGGAGCCGGUAGAGGUUCGACUGGAACCUGGACAGUCCGGCGUGCUUCAAGCCGCGCCUUUUGCCCAGGUCCUCAGUGAUGCCAAACACAGGGGAUACGCGGCAACCUGGUUUGGUCUGGCCAUUACGCUGUUGAUUGGCUAUGUGUUUCUGGGAUCCGCCCAGGCAGCAGCGGCGCAGCGGCGUAAUCGACUGCAGCUGCUCGGCAUUAUGAUGAUCGGGUUUUUAACCCUGGGGGGCUCCUAUCUGAUGUUCUACCUGGCGCAGGACUCCGACGGCUGGGGUACCACUAACAACGGCACGUUUGUGCAGCCAGUCAUCACGACAGCGGAACUGGGCUGGCAGGUAGAAGGUAAUACCCGACGCUGGUGGUUAUGGGUGGUGAGCCCUGACUGCACUGCAGAUUGCCAACAAACGGUGCAGCAUAUGCAGGCACUGCACAUCCUGUUGAAUCGGGAGAUGGAUAGGGUGCGUCGUGGUUACACCGCAAUCGGUGUAACGGAACAAACCCGCCCACAGUGGAUGACCCCGUUUCCGGAACUGGCAAUGAUAGAUAUUGCAGAUGCCUCACCUCUGACCGAGGGCGUCUAUAUUGUCGACCCCAAUGGCAAUCUGGUUUUUCACUACAGCAUGGACACCAACCCCAAACUGGUGCUCCAGGACCUCAAGAAGUUAUUAAAGGUAUCUCACAUUGGUGCCUUCACCCGCCUGGUGGAUGCGGGGUUGGGCUGCCCGGAUUGGCCGGGUUGUUAUGGUCAUCUGAAGUGGCCUGAUACUGCCGAAGAAGUGGAGCGAGCUGAAAUGCUGUUUCCGGAAGCUCCGGUGGAUCAUGCCAAAACCUGGCCAGAGAUGGUGCAUCGCUACUUUGCCGGUGCGCUGUUACUGGUUGUAUUGGCUCUCACCGUGAUUGCCUGGCGGGAUAAUCCGCCGAAUAAAAUCCGCGAGAUCAGCACCGCACUGCUGGUUCUGAUUAUUUGCCAGGCUGCGUUCGGGGCCUGGACGGUGACUUUGAAACUCUGGCCCCAGGUGGUGACCGCCCACUUGAUGGGCGGUUUUGCGACCUUCAGUCUGUUGUGGGUACUGUAUCUGCGCCAGGGAGGUGGCCGCCUGCUCUGGCUGGCGCAGGCCCAACGUUUGAAUUUGAAGCGGCAUGCGCAGCUGGCGCUGGGGCUGGUGGUUGCGCAGAUUGUGCUGGGGGGCUGGGUUGCGUCGAACUAUGCUGCACUGGCCUGCGCUGAUUUCCCGACCUGUUACGGCAGCUAUACGCCGACCAUGGAUUUCGCCGCCGGAUUCAAUUUUUUUCAGCAUGUUGGCCCGAACUACCUUGGUGGCCUGCUGGAUAAUGAAGCGCGCAUCGCGAUACAUUGGACCCAUCGCCUGGGUGCGCUGGUGGUGAUGGUUGCUGUGGCCGCGCUGGCCUAUCGCCUCUGGUCUGGAAAUCGUUUUUUGGCAACAUUGACCUUCACGCUGCUGGCCUUCCAGCUGGGUCUGGGCAUCCUCAAUGUCGUGUGGAGUCUGCCAUUGGGGAUCGCUACCGCGCAUAACGCCUUUGGCGCGGAAAUAACUGUAAGAGACAUAACUAUGAGUGAAGCCGUCACCAACGCCGCCGGCUGGCGAGACUAUCUCGAAAUGACCAAACCCCGCGUGGUUCUGCUCAUGCUGCUGUGUGCCCUGGUGGGUAUGUUUCUGGCAACAUCAGGCAGUGUGCCUCUGGACACAUUGGUUCUGGGUCUUACAGGUAUUGGCCUGGUUGCGGGUUCUGCAGCGGUGGUGAACCAUAUUGCGGAUGCGCACAUAGAUGCGCGCAUGGCGCGUACCCAGAGUCGUCCCGUUGCAACCGGACGCUUGAGUGCUACCCAGGGCAUCUUAUUUUCCGCAGUCAUCGGCCUGGCCGGUAUGGCGAUUCUGUAUUUUGGUGUGAAUCCGCUGACUGCCUGGCUCAAUCUCGCAUCCUGGGUAGGUUACGGCCUGAUCUAUACCUUCUGGCUGAAGCGCGCGACACCACAGAAUAUAGUGAUUGGUGGUCUGUUUGGUGCGGCACCGCCGUUGUUUGGCUGGACCGCGGUUACCAACAGCAUCGAUCCAGGUGGCCUGCUUCUGGUGCUGAUUAUUUUUGCCUGGACGCCCCCGCAUUUCUGGGCUCUGGCGCUCGAACGUAAAGAGGAAUAUGCCAAGGUUGGUGUGCCCAUGUUGCCGGUGACCCAUGGCGAGUCGUACACACGUCUGCACAUUCUUCUGUAUACCAUCAUCCUGAUUAUCUCGACCAUGCUGCCUUUUGUUAUCGGUAUGGCCGGGUUGCUCUAUCUGGCUGGUGCGUUAGCGCUGGUUGGUCGUACCGUACUUUUGUGUGGUGUAUUCAUUACCCUGGUCGUCAGUAUGUUUGUUUACAGCACGCUGCAGACCCCCCAGCUCAGUGAUGAUGAGCUGCGCGAACAGGGCGUGUUCCUGAUGCCUCGGCCCCGGGAUAUUGCACCUUUUGCGCUGCAGGACCAUCUGGGUCAGGUAUUCGACAAUUCGCGAUUAUUAGACCAGUGGACCUUUGUAUUUUUCGGCUUUACCCACUGUCCUGAUAUCUGCCCCACUUCAAUGUCUGAACUGGGGCAGGUGGACACCCAGCUACGUCAGGCCGGCGGCGAGCUUGAAGCUGGAUUUCAGGGCGUGCUGGUGACGGUUGAUCCGGAACGGGAUACACCUGAGAUUCUGGGUCAAUAUGCCACUGCCUUCUCCCCACGCUUUCUGGGUGUCUGGGGAGAGCGCGCGCCGACAGCUGAAUUUGCCCAACAGGUGAAUGCUGUGUUUGCCAAAAUGCCCGCAGAUGAUGGCGGCUAUACCAUGGACCAUACGGGCAACAUCAUCAUCAUCAACCCGCGCGGACACUAUCACGGGUUCAUAAAGCCGAGCCUACCGCUCGAAUUAACAAGGAGCGUUAUGCGCGUUGAUCCUGACCCCCCGCGGUCAGAAGAAACGGUGACCGCAGAUGACCUGCAGAACCGUUAUCAUCAGGUACGCCAGCAGUCGAUGGUGCUGUGCGAGCCCCUGGCCAUUGAAGACUUCGGCGUGCAGCCGAUGGAUGAUGCGAGUCCACCCAAAUGGCAUCUGGCACAUACCGCGUGGUUCUUUGAAACCUUCAUCCUGAAACAGCAGAUGCCUGGAUAUCAGGCAUUUCAUCCUCAAUUCGAAUAUCUGUUUAAUUCCUACUACAACGGAGUAGGACAGCCAUAUCCGAGACCGGCACGAGGGUUUCUUUCCCGGCCAACGGUUGCCCAGGUGAUGGAAUAUCGCGACCACGUGGAUCAGCAUAUGAAUCUGUUGCUCGAGGCUGGUGUUGAUGAUGGCAUCGCCGCUCAAGUGGUGCUGGGUCUACAUCAUGAGCAGCAGCAUCAGGAGCUGAUGUUGACGGAUAUCAAAUACAACUUUGGCCAUAAUCCGCUACUGCCUGGUUAUCGCGAGCGUAGCCCGGUUGAGUCUGCUCCGCUUUCAGGUUCACCAUCGGCAUCCACUUAUACCGAAUAUGAAGGUGGCAUUGUUGAGAUUGGUGCGGGUAAUGGUUUUGCGUUCGACAAUGAAACACCGCGUCACCCUGUGCUGCUGCAGGCAUUUCAACUGGCCGAUCGCCUGGUCACCAAUGGCGAGUAUUUAUCUUUUGUGGAAGACCGCGGUUAUGCGCGUCCGGAACUCUGGCUGUCGGAAGGUUGGUCUGCGGUGCAGGCACAGGGAUGGCAAGCCCCCCUCUACUGGCAACAGCGCAAUGGCGUCUGGCAUGAAUAUCGUUUGGAUGGUUGUCAUGAGCUUGUGCUGCAUAUGCCGGUUACCCAUGUGUCAGGGCAUGAAGCGUUUGCCUUUGCCCAAUGGGCGCAGGCUCGGCUGCCAACUGAAUUUGAGUGGGAGCACGCUGCAAGCAGCGCAGCUGUUGACGGUCAUUUUGUUGAAGCGCAGUACUUCCAUCCACAGGCCGCUGCAGAUCAGGAUGGCGUUCAGCAGUUGUAUGGUGAUGUCUGGCAGUGGUCGCACGCGCGCCUGAGCUAUCGCAACUUCUUUUAUCCACCGGAAAUGGCCAGGGAAAUACUGGCGGGGUUGAAAGCGCAGCCAAAAACGUUAUCACCAAAGUACUUUUACGAUGCGCAAGGCUCGGCGCUGUUUGAUCGCAUCACAGAACUUGAUGAGUACUAUCUGACCCGUACAGAAAUGGCGCUGUUUGAUGCGCAUCUGGACGACAUAGCUGAACAUCUCGGUGGCAACGUCUGCCUGAUUGAGUAUGGCAGUGGCAGCUCCGUCAAAAUCCGUAAACUCCUGCAAGCAGUGACACCGGCAGCCUAUGUGCCGGUAGAUAUAUCUGAUGAACACCUGCAGGCCAAUGCCCAGGCCUUACAUGAAGAUUUCCCGGCGCUGAACGUUUUACCUGUUUGUGCCGACUUUACCCAGCGUUUUGAGCUGCCUGAUGCAGUUGCAGAUAUGACAAAAGUCGGGUUUUUCCCGGGCUCCAGCAUUGGCAAUUUUGAUCCUCAAGGUGCGCAGAAUUUUUUGCAGAAUGUUCACGCAACAGUGGGUUCCGGUGGGGCUCUGCUGGUUGGUGUGGAUCGAAAGAAAUCUGUUAGCGUGCUGGAACAGGCUUACAAUGACAAACACGGUGUGACGGCAGCUUUCAAUUUAAAUGCCCUGUCUCAUAUCAACAAGGAGCUGGACGCCAACUUUCAGUAA